AUGCGUUGUAAUUAUGUACCAAGGCUGGUGCCUCGCACUGACGACUACCAUGCCGGCAUGUAUAUUCGAAGGCAGAGGCUUUACCUUUCCACAAGGCCCUCCUGUUGCUUCGACCAAUUUGUGAAAGCGAGCGACUACACCUGCCAACUCAGCCUCGCGAAGGCAGCACAAUUGUACCGCCGUCCCUUCUCACAUGCAGUCUGUGCCUCGAACCAAGCGGACAAAGACAAUGUCGACGGCCAGAAUGAGAACAACGGCGACGGCGACGGCGACGGCGACAACGACGGUGACGGUGACGGCGACGGUGACGGUGACGGUGGCCGCUUUUACCGCCUAAACUUGACAAUACGCUUGCAUGGAUUGGUCCUGUCCCCGGGCCGGUCCGCUCGUCUGACCCUCGUCUCUGGAGUCCGAGCUCGACCCCCCGCUCCGGCCAGCAACCGGACACGUCAUGGCCAUCGCAACCCGAUCCUUCCUCCCCCUCCUCCUCCUCCUCCUCCUCCUCAUUCUCCUCCUCCUCGUCGGUCUCGGCGAGCUGACCGCCGUCCGAGGCCACAACAACUCGGUUGGCCUUCAGCUGUUGCCAUGGUUGCCCACGCCGGAGGUCGGCAUUGUGCGUCUUGGCUCCGUGGCGAAACGGGACCUCGGCGAACGGGUCGACUUUGGAGCGGAAACCGACGAUGCGACGACGUGGAGCGCACGUCCUCCAGCCUCGUCGCGGCGACACAGACACGAGUCCUUGCUCGCACAUGUCACCCUUCAACUCACCGACGACUUGACCCGACGCCAUGGCAACCAGGGCAGUUGUGGUGUGUGCUCACGCGUCUAUCGCCUCCUCAAGCGAACCGGCUUCGCGGACUCGGCCGACGAAUGUCGACGUCACCACGACUCGACGGUGGCCACGUUGGCGGACGUCUCGGACUUUUAUCAUUUGGUGAGUCGACACUCUGCCUCGUGCCGCCUCCAGACGGCAGCGAGGCACACACACAACACACACACACACACUUGCACCUCAGACUUGCGCAAGUGAGGUCACACUUACAAGCAGUCCACGAGGUCUGUGUGUCUAGCGAAUCCUUCUGUCGGCGCCAUCGGUCCCUUGUUUGCGAAAUAAAAACACAAAUACAAACACACACACACACACACACACACGGUACCAAUAGACGGGGUUUUGUUGACUUUGAGAGGCUGUACGAAUUGCCCGAGUGCAAGAGCAGCGUCGGACAACAAACACGCAAUCCCACCUUCCCCGUCCCAGUUGAUGUGUCACUUGGCAACAUGGGUCGGUUGACUUGGUACCUGUCGGGCGCCAAAGAAGCCGUUUCGCCGAGCAUGCCCCAAGCCGAGGCCGGCAAAGGCCGCCGUCGGUCCGCGGCGGCUGUUCCGGCUCGAACGCCACGUGACCGGACGGCCGAUCGGACAAGCGGCGCCUCUUUUUCCGGUUCACGAGGUAGUCGCCUCUCUCGUCUACAAAUUGGCGGCGUCUACAGGAUCGGAUGGGCAGGUCGGACUCUUUUGAACUGUUUAUCCCGUCGUUCUGUGCGGCCUGAAUUAUUGCUCGAACCUGCAAAGUGCAGAGAUGCCGUCCAGUUCAAAGGUCAAAGAUGGAGUCUUGUUGACUCAAAACCGCUGCCUCAUGACAAUGUCACGGUUCGAGCCCCGCCGGGGCUCUUGAGAGGAGGACAACUCUUGGCGAAGCAGGGCUUUGCAAAAUGGACUGGAAACAUCAGCUCUACGCACAGCGUCGUGGGAAAAUUCGACUACCACUCCUUCUUCACUCCACACGAAAUGGGCUGA
This is a messenger RNA of Protopolystoma xenopodis, 1797 nucleotides long. Lineage: Eukaryota; Metazoa; Platyhelminthes; Monogenea; Polystomatidea; Polystomatidae. The record is from the annotation of a GenBank genome assembly.